AUGGCCAUCUCACCACCAUUCGCUUCUCUUCUCAACCAUUGCAGCAGCGGUAGUGUUGUAAACAAAAUGAGAAAUUCACCACCACCUCCAUCUAUUCGACUAUUACCCUACCCUACGAAUGUCGAGCUAAAAUCAAUCAAACCCAAGACGAACAAGGAGAAAAGAUCGACAACCACCGACGUUUUACGGCUCAUGGAUAGCCUGCAACUCCCCAUACAAGCUGACACCUAUGUUUCUCUACUCAAGGAAUGCACCGAUUCCAGGGAUGCACUCCGAGGCGCUGAGGUCCACUACCAUAUCCAGCGGGGCAGCCUCAUCCCUCGAAUUAUCUUUGCUAAUCGCCUGCUUCUCAUGUAUGUUGUCUGUGGUGAAUUACACGCCGCCCACCACCUCUUUGAUCGAAUGCCUGCCAGAAAUCCCAUCUCCUGGGCUAUACUGAUCUUUGGUCACGCCGAGAAUGACGAUCACCAACAAGUCCUGAGGCUGUUCCUGGAUUCCAUACGAGAAAAUGAUGGGCUACUAGAGCCCAUUGCCUCUGUUAUUGUCAGUGUCAUCAAGGCAUGUACCCAAUGCUGUUAUUUUCAGUUGGGAAAACAAGUUCAUGGACGGCUUUGGAAGAUGGGUUUCACAAAAGACAUGCUUCUGGCUAGCUCCUUGGUGAGUUUCUAUGUGAAAUUUGGUUGUUUGGAGAGUGCAAGAAAGGUCUUCGACCAAAUGCCUCGUCGUGGUUCCAUCAUUUGGACGUCUAUGAUUGUGGGGUACUGUAGAGAAGAUCGUUUCAAUGAGGUUCUCCAGCUUUUCGAGGAGAUGGGGAGAGCAGGAAAGAGAAAGAACAACUUCACCUUUUCAAGUGUUCUACGUGCCUGUGGGAGGAUGCAGGACGAUGGUCGAAAUGGCAGACAGGUACAUGCCCAGGCCAUCAAAGCUGGGGUUGAAUCGAAUUCAUUUGUACAGAGCAGUUUGGUGGACAUGUAUGGGAAAUGUGGGCUUCUUCCAGAUGCAACAAGGGCAUUCGAGAUGAUUGCUGAGAGAGACAUGGUAAGUUGGAAUGCCAUGCUUACUGGUUACACGAACCAAGGACUCUGCAAUGAGGCUAUUAAGCUUCUGUAUGAGAUGAAAGCUUGUGGGAUAGAGCUCCCAGAAUCAAUGGUUAAUCAAGUACGGAUAGCUUGUGGUAGUUAG
Molecule: messenger RNA, 1182 nt
Organism: Magnolia sinica
Lineage: Eukaryota; Viridiplantae; Streptophyta; Magnoliopsida; Magnoliales; Magnoliaceae
Product: pentatricopeptide repeat-containing protein At1g31790
Exons: 1
Coding region: 1-1182 (393 amino acids)
Biological process (GO): RNA modification
Molecular function (GO): RNA binding; protein binding
Source: RefSeq, a predicted model, not a curated record